CUGUUAUUAUGAAACAUUGCUUCAUUCUGCAGAACGGUCACUGAACUCUCACUGAAGAGAGUGAGAUUUGAGCACAGAGAUGGAGGGCACCCUGAACGACUCGAUGGUGGGCAACGCCUGCGGCAUCGACUUCACGCAGGACAGCGUCUUCCUCCCGGUGCUGUACGGGAUCUUCUUCAGCGUCGGGACGCCCAUGAACCUGCUGGCGCUGUUCGGUCUGUACCGACUGCUGAAGUCCCAGAACGUUCUUCCGGUGUUCGUCAUCAACCUGCUGCUGGCCGACCUCAUCCAGCUGCUGACGCUGCCGCUGUGGAUCGACUACUACGCCCGGGAGCACAGCUGGCGCUUCGGGCUGCAAGGGUGCCAGCUUAUGGGGUUGGCGUUCUACAUCAGCGUCUACGCCGGGAUCUUCUUCAUGUGCAUCAUCGCGCUGGAGCGGUACUUGGCCAUAACCAGACCUCUGAAGUUCCAGAACUACCGGCACCUGAAGUUCGCCUGGCUGGCGGCGCUCGCCGUUUGGGUUCUGAUCGCCGUGCCGCCCUCGGUCGCCUUCAACAAACUCUUCCCCAAGCAGAAUUACACCAUGUGCGUGGAGAGGUACCCUUCAGAGGGCAAUUUCAUCACCUACCGGCUGAUUACCCUCCUUCUGUCCUUCAUCCUGCCCCUCGGCUUCAUCGCCGGCCUGCACCGCCAGACCCUGCGCUCGCUGAUGGCAAUCAACUCCCUUUUGUCCGAAGAGAAGAGGCGUAUCCGAGGGCUGCUGACCCUCCUGGUGGCCAUAUUUGUCACGGUGCUGGGACCCUAUCACUUCAUCGGAUGCGUGAAGUACCUGGGGCUGCUGAUCUACAGGCCGGUGUGCGACUGGGAGAAGGCUCUGUUUGUACCGUAUCAGCUGGGCCGAGCUCUGCUGAGCCUCAACAGCCUGCUUGACCCCGUGCUCUACAUUUUCCUCAGGAGUGAUUUCCAGGCACUGGCCGGGCGCUACAUGCCCUGCUUUGGGGCGUUGAGGAGCCCAAACGCUUCCUGUGUGAAAUCAGAACAGCCGGAAAGGCCUACGAACUCCACACAGGCCUGAAAACAAAACUGUGUUAAACCUUUAAUCUUAAUAUUUGUCGUUUUUGGUGUGUAUAUCCCGAAUCUGGCAGUUUUUCUAUACAUUUCCACCAAAUUUUAGGACGAAAGGACCAAUAGAAGGCCUACAAAUUGAUCAAACAAUAGAAUAGGCAUACAAACUCCACACAAGACUGAGAACAAAACUCUGUCAAACCUUCAAUCUCAAUCUUUUUCAUUUUUGACUUAUAUAACAUGAAUCUAGCAGUUCCUUUUUACAAUUCUACCUAAUUGUGUGAUGUAUGCACCAAUAAAAGGUCUACAAAUUGACAAAAUAAUGGAAUAAUGUGAAAAAAAACAGCUAAAGAGACCUAGAAACCUUGGUAAACCUUAUAUCUUCAUUUUUGUUACUUUUGACGUUUUUGACAUAACCUGAUUUAAGACGUUCUUCUGUAUAUUUCCACCAAACUUUAGGACGUAUGCACAAAUAGAAGGUCUACAAAUAGACGAUAUAAUGUUAUAUUUUGAGGAAACCUGCUGUAGAGGCCUACGAACACCACCCAGGACUCAGAACAAAACCAUGUCAAAGCUUCAAUCUCAAUCUUUUUUUAUUUUUGACUUAUAUAAUCUAAACCUGGCAUUUCCUGGACACUUUCCACCAAAUUUAAAGACGUAUGCACUAAUAGAAGGUCUACAAUUUGACAAAAUAAGGAAGUGAACUGAGGAAACCAGUUGUAGAAGCCUACAAACUCCACACAGGAUUAACGACAACACCAUAUCAAACCUUCAAGCUCAAUCUUUGUCAUUUUUAACUUUGGCUUAACCUAAAUCUGGCAGUUCUUCUAUACAUUUCUACUAAAUUUUAGGAUGUAUGGACCAAUAGAAGGCCUACAAAUUGACAAAAUAAUGAAGUAAUGAAAGGAAAGCAGCUGGAAAUGCCUACAAAACCCUGGCAAAUCUUAUAUCUUAAUUUUUGUCACUUUUGACUUUUUGGCAUAACAUGAUUCUAGCAGUUCUCCUAUACAUUUUACCAAAUUUUAUGAGGAAAUCACCAAUAGAAGGUUUACAAAUUGACAAAAUAAUAGAGUAAUAUGGGGAAACCAGCUGUAGAGACCUACAAACUCUGGACUGAGGAGAAAACCGUGUCAAACCUCAAUCUUUGUGGUUUCUGACUCCAGCAGAACUUGAAUCUGGCAGCAAUUCUUUAUAUUUCCACCAAAUUUGAGGACGAAGAUUUACAAAUUCAAGAAAUAAUAGAAUAAAGUGAGAGGUCCAGCUGUAAUCUUGUGUAACAGAGGGAACUUAGUGAGGUGGUCCUGAUGAGUGCCAGUUCCAUCAAAACGUUUUUGAUAGUCUUUGCGAUAGCAUUUGGUGAUGCUUUUAAAGUUCUUGAAAUGUUUGGAAUGGACUGAACUUCAUUUUUGUUUUACUAACCAAAAAUUGUUAGAUAGUUGUUUGUCACAUUGACUGAAUAAAUAAAUAAAUA
Astyanax mexicanus (Mexican tetra) is the source of this 2536-nucleotide messenger RNA. RefSeq lists its product as uncharacterized. Gene Ontology annotation, molecular function: G protein-coupled receptor activity. The transcript has 2 exons. The coding region runs from base 80 to 1075 and encodes 331 amino acids. Gene Ontology annotation, biological process: G protein-coupled receptor signaling pathway. Gene Ontology annotation, cellular component: membrane. NCBI's taxonomy places the organism in Eukaryota, Metazoa, Chordata, Actinopteri, Characiformes, Acestrorhamphidae. The record is from RefSeq and is a predicted model, not a curated record.